AUGGCAAGGCUACGGAGAGGUUCCAAUGACAGCGGAGACUUUGUGCCAACAAGUACCCGGCGGGACAAUCGCUCAUCGAAGACAGACGCUACCACCAAAACAACACGCCGGCAACCUACAAGAAGUACUGGAUUCGCAGCCACGACCGAUGAGAGGACCGAAACUUCGAAGCUUAUUCCAAGAGUUGCACCCACGCCUGAGAAGAAGAAGAGACAAGUACGACUUGCUCCUCUGAACGGAGUUCAGGCGUCUUUAGGCUCGUUGUCAAUCAGUGGCGCAAGCGAGAGGGAGAGCCUGGCACCGAAGAGACGAGCGCCACGGCCGGUUCUACAGAAAUCGCGAUCUAUUACGAAGGAGCCUGCUCAGGCAGAUGUCGAAAGCCAGGUCGACUUCGAAGAGAGUAUAUGUUGCGGUGAGCUUCAGGAAUCCGAAGAUGACUCUGACGUGGAAUUACCGAGCCUGGGAGAUCUUCUCGGGUGGUCUGGCAGGGACCAAGUCGCACGAAAGCCGACAUUACCUGGAAAGCUGGAGGCUCUGAGCAUAUCUCGGGAGGUACCAGAGCCGAUAAAGCCUUCAGUGGUGGACGUGUUCGACGAGGAUGACCAGCCACCCUUCAAGCCCUUCAGUCGAAUGAAAGCACAGCCGGCCACAUCAUCACGCCCCACGUGUGAGAUCAACCACACCACCACGACCCAUCACUCCUCCACGAUCGACGACUCCACCGCCUAA
This is a messenger RNA of Zymoseptoria tritici IPO323, 729 nucleotides long. RefSeq lists its product as uncharacterized. The record is from RefSeq and is a predicted model, not a curated record. Lineage: Eukaryota; Fungi; Ascomycota; Dothideomycetes; Mycosphaerellales; Mycosphaerellaceae. Bases 1 to 729 code for a protein of 242 amino acids. The transcript has 2 exons.